AUGCUAAAGCGCGUCCCUAACGCACGAGGUCUCGUUCUUGGCAUCUGUGCUGGUGGAUUUGGUGCAGGCUCCGUUUUCGUGACUCCCAUUCAGACGGCGCUCAUUAAUCCCGACAACAUCAAGCCGAACAACGUUACACAGUUCGAGACCUACGAACCUUCGAAAACUCUGGAAACCGUGGAAUUCUACGUGUUGUGGGUGCUCAUGUUGUGUGGCACCUUCCCGAUGGUUCUUAUCAUGUCGUUGUACAAGAUCAUUGGACAAAGGGACAUCCACAACGACCAAUUCCUGGUGACUGUCGGUAGCCUCGCCUCAGCGGCCAAUAUGAUUGGACGAGUAAUGUGGGGCGAACUCGCAGACAAAAUCGCCUACAGAACACUCAUCACGGUCGUUUUUGUGCUGUGGGGCGCAAUGCUGACUGGCCUGCCGUUCUCACCGCAUGUCCCGCACAUUGGAAUGUACGCCUUUGCCCUCCUAGUAAUCCUCAUGUUCCUGUGCGUCGCCGGACUCCACGUUCUGCUUCCCUACGCUGCGCGCAAACUGUUUGGCCAGGAGUACUUCGCUGCUAACUACGGGCUGGUUUUCACAGCUGUGGUGAGAACAUACUACAUUAGAGUACGCGUGUUUGUGCGAAAAAUGCGAAGUACCGACGUUUUCAAUUUUCAGCUACCCGGGGCAAUGGUUGGCUCGGCGAUUUCUACGACUGCCAGCGUCAAACACCACAUCAUUCACUUGUGUUUUGGAUGCGCCGGUGUUUGCUUAGUGGGUAAAUACUAUCCCUUCAGUGAUUGGUCAACGUGGCUUGAAUUGAUUAACUGUACGCGCCCGCAUUUGGCUUCGAACAUAAGUGACUCGCAAUAUCGAUUGCACUCUUUAGGAGUCGUUGCGGCUCUGCAACUGCCCAGCCAACACCAACAGGGCCCCAGAACGAUCAAGUCGCUGUGCCACAGACGGAAACCACAGGCCGAAACUCGCUAA
This is a messenger RNA of Mesocestoides corti, 978 nucleotides long. NCBI's taxonomy places the organism in Eukaryota, Metazoa, Platyhelminthes, Cestoda, Cyclophyllidea, Mesocestoididae. The record is from the annotation of a GenBank genome assembly.